AUGUCAUUAAAUACUUUCUUUUCACGUUCUCGAAUUAUUUUGCGUUCGCAGAAUUCUCAUUUCAAAUUAUCGCAACAAUUAUUUUUUCACAGUAGUCCAAAACGUUAUUCAUCCGAUGCAUUCCUACUUAAGGAAUCGGGCACUUAUGCCAUUGCACAUUCAACACCACAACCUCCUUAUUUACAAACAGUUUAUGAAAGAACUCAUAAAGAAUAUCCCGCAGACGGGCAUAUGAUGGUAUCACAAUUACAAGGAUCUUUAUUAACUAUGCUUUGUAAAGUAAUGAACGCAAGUAAAGUAUUAGAAUUAGGUUGUUUUACAGGUUAUUCAGCAUUAUGUUUAGCUGAAGGUAUUAAAGGUAAUAAAGGAAGGGUUAUUAGUUGUGAAAAGGAUGAAGGGUUUGCCAAAGUUGCUUUACAGAAUGUAAAAGAAACCGGAAUGGAUGACCUUGUUGAGAUUAGGAUUGGUGAUGGUUUGAAUACGUUACAAAGCUUUGAAAAAUCCACGCAUUUUGACUUGAUCUUUAUUGAUGCGAACAAAUCAGGAUACGUCAAUUAUUACGAAACAAUUCUCGAACGUGACCUCCUCUCUAACAGAGGGAUUAUCGUAGCCGAUAAUGCGCUUUUUUAUGGAUGUGUGCAAAAAGUACCUAAUUAUGAUCCGAAUGCACCAGAAACAAGUGAAAAUCAUAUUCCGAAAGGUCUUUAUGAUAAUGCAAAGAAUUUACACAGGUUUAAUGAACACGUUACAAAAGAUCCAAGAACUACAAAUCUAUUGGUGCCCGGUUUCGAUGGGUUAAUGUUAAUUCGCAAGGAUUCUUAA
Messenger RNA from Funneliformis geosporum, 822 nucleotides. NCBI's taxonomy places the organism in Eukaryota, Fungi, Glomeromycota, Glomeromycetes, Glomerales, Glomeraceae. The record is from the annotation of a GenBank genome assembly.